Molecule: messenger RNA, 2290 nt
Organism: Planococcus citri (citrus mealybug)
Lineage: Eukaryota; Metazoa; Arthropoda; Insecta; Hemiptera; Pseudococcidae
Exons: 4
Coding region: 728-2116 (462 amino acids)
Biological process (GO): sensory perception of smell
Cellular component (GO): membrane
Molecular function (GO): odorant binding; olfactory receptor activity
Source: RefSeq, a predicted model, not a curated record
UUUUGCAUGUUAACUAUAAUAACUAUUUCUUGUUAUAUUGUUGAAUGUAUUUUGUAAUCAUCUGUGCAAAAUGAAUUAAUACUUGGAAUGUGUGUCACAUGCAGAUGAAAAAAAACCAUAGUUGUUGGGCAUCUUUAAAUGAAAAAUUUAUUCAUUCAUUCAAAUAAACUUUAACUGAUUGCGAUGAGGUGAGUCGACUUUAAUUAGUUGAUGUGUAAUUUUUUUGCUCUUUUAUUCCGGAAUUUCAUUUUGUUAUUUUUUUUGGGGGGGGGAUCAACAGAAAUUUAAUGUGGUGUAAUAAUUUUUAGAUUUGAAAAUUUGAAUGUUGAAAAACGACUCUCCUUGAUUUUUAUAAUUGUUUCCUUGGAAAUGAAAAUUAACUGUUUGCUACAUAUUUCGAAAGUGCUUUUUUCAAACCAUCAACUACUAUUCUCGAGGGUUCUUGAAAACACUUUACCCGUGGCCGAUGGUUUUUGUGGUUCAUUUUGUGGUUUAAUCAUUACCCGAGUUUCUCUAGUUUUUCUCUUCGUAUUGCCUUUUUUUUUUGUCUGAAAGUAUUAAUUUUUCAACCGUAAAGGUUUUUUAAUUGUAGGUAGUGUUAUUUUUCCUGGUCUUCACUUUUCAGUCUGCGUAAUAUUCAAUCCCUGAAAAAUAACUGAUAGGUACUAUAUUUUACAUAAUUUUCCAUAUUUGUGCUAUUUCCUAUUCAACAUGGACGUUUACUUCGAUGUUUCAUUUACCUACGUAUAAAUUUUAUUUUCCAUUUGACUGUCGAUUCGCUGAUCAAUUCGCAUUAGGAGCUGAUUUCUUGCCCAAAUUGAAGAUGACUCUGUUGUGGGAAGAGCUGAAGAAAAUCGUACGACAACUUCGAGGCUUACAAAAUAUCUUCGGUUACAAGAGCACAGUGGCGAAUCAAAUCUUCCUCUUCUAUUGUUUCUGCGGUAAAAUUUACUUCACUGAUAAAAUUCACCCGGGGGUGAAGUACCUUUGGUACAUUUUGGUGCUGAGUGAGCUGUUAAUUUCGUACGCACUCACCUUAGUGUACUUUUUAUACGAUGACGAACACGAUGUAAUGAUGAUGUUGAGCGCUGCGAACGUCGUCAGCACCAGUAACGUGGCAGUUUUUGGAUUUCCUCUGAUCUCGUACAUUUGCGGUGAUCAUAUCGAAGCCAUCAUUGAUCAAGUCGACGAUAUUUUCGCUUCUGAAGAAAAUCCAACAGGCGAUUCUCACUCCGGAGUUAAACAACUGAGAGUAUUAGCGGAUGUGAAAAAUGUUUUCUGGUCGUUGUUGGGAUUUUUUGGAGUAUGCUGCGUCGUAUAUCUUUUUAUUUGCUUUUUCGACGUCGUCUUAUUUUUCAAGGAAGAGAAGGUGAAAAAUGAUUAUUAUUAUUACAUGUCGCCAAUUCCUCCGAUGAGAAAACACGGUUCUUUUAAAUUAUUCUUCAUCUUUAAUGGUGUUUCAACCUUUGUUUUUGGCAUGUUUUUGGUCAAGUUGAUUUCAGUGUUUUCAGUCGUCUUGUAUUGGAACACGGUUUGUCGAAACGAGUUGAUUUGUUUACGAGAUGAAUUCCACAAAAAGUCUCGUAGUUUGAGCGAAUGCAUGGAAAAGGGUGCAUGGACAGGGGGAACUUUGAAGAAAUGGAAUCGAGAUUUCAAUGCUGUGAUUGUACGUGGUGUUGUUAAAUUUCAAGAGACUGUUUUCUUGAUUAAUUACUUGAAAACCUUCAUCGAGGUGAUUGGCUCAUUUGUAACACCUUUGGCGUUCUUUUAUGGCGUUGCUGUUCUUUACAUAUGUUUAUCAGAAGAUAUAUUUUUCGUUCUGAAGCUGAAAUACGUGGCUGGUACAUUGGGAACUACGUUUUCAGCGUUCAUCUUCUAUUGGACUGGGCAGAAAUUGGACGAUGCGAUAUUUGAAGUAUCAGUGGCUGUGUACUCAACCCCUUGGUAUUGGUCGGUGAAUGUUCGAAGGAACGUUCAUUUCUUAUUAUAUCAGACUCAGAAUGUGCAAAAUUUCUCAAUUUUAAAAGUGUACGGAUUGCUGUUGAAGAAUUUUUCCAGAUACGCGAAUGGAGUUAUGACUUCUACAAAUUUAUUGCGGAAACUUACCAGAGAAUAAAUCAUAUUUUUUAUUUUUUAAGUGACAGUUACUUAAGAGCUUGACCUAAAGAUUGAAAGGGUGUGAUUUUAAUCGACCUGUGAUAUUUACCUACUCAUAUUUUUGUACCUACCUAUUUUCUCGCUUAUAUUUUUAUCCUCAACUUGAAAAAGUAUACCUAUAUAUUUAUCAACA